CAUACCACCUGCUGGCCCGAGAUCAUUCAUGGGCUAAUAAUCAUCCGUUUCCUCUCCCAUGUUUGACCCAUUUGUUCAUUAGGAGUAGACUGGCCCAAUAUUACAUCAUCUAUUCUUCUACACGGUUUGGUUACCCAAACCCAAAAAACACGGUUUGUUUACCAAACAGUGCCUCACUUGUUCGACAUUGCUUCUUCUCUCCCAUUUCCUUCUUCUUCUUCUUGAUCGGAUUGUUCUUCUCAAAAUCAAGAAACAGAUAAAGAUGGACUACGACUUCAGAAACAGAGCAAACCCUCCUUACGAUUCACAAGCCCCUGUUUACAGGCCAACAACAACAUCAUCAUCAUCAACAACCCAUACCAUGUACGGGUCAUCUCCCCUCUACCCUCGCGUCGGGCAAUCGGGUCACUCCCUCAACCCUGCCGCCGUCCGUGCCUCCAAUUUUCAUCACCCCUCUCCUUCCUCCUCUUCUUCUGGAUUGGGGAUUAGGGUUGCUAUUAAACCCGAAUAUCGGAUCACGCCACCUCCUCAAUUGUCCCCACAAGUUGGAGAUAUUCCCCGAAGCACUUUCCAGUUUGACUUUGAACUAGAAAGGAAGAUACUAGCAGAAGCAGAGAAGGAUAGCCUCAAUUGGACCAGGCUUGGGCUGGAAAACCUUCCUUCUAAAACUGCAGGAUCAACAUCUUCUUCGGGCUCUGCCAUUGAUCCUGUUGUUAGCAAAUACAUAGCGUCGGGUCUCAGCAGAGAGGCUGUGCCGCUUGCAGUUGCAAAUUAUGGAGAUAAUCCAACCAAGGUGAGGGAAUUCGUCAAUGGUUACACCCUAUUGCGGGAAAUGGGAUUCUCAUCAACUAAUGUUUCAGAAGCGCUGCUAAUGUAUGACAACGAUAAAGACAAGGCACUUGCCUACUUUCUCAACAGCUCAUCCUGAGGAUGUUAUGGAGAUGCACGUGCUAUUGAGUAUAGUGGCGAUCACAUUUCACAUAUAGCUUCUAGAGUUUCUUGUAAUACAGUUUGGUUAUUUUACUUGGGUGUGACUGAUUGUAAAAAGCAUUCCAAGCCUCGGAAUCGACAAUUGGCCCUCUUAACGUUUUCCCACUCUUUGCUUUCCAAUUUGAAUAUCUGUACUAUCAAUCGAGUCUUACAAGUAUUUUCCA
Messenger RNA from Rhododendron vialii, 1154 nucleotides. RefSeq lists its product as uncharacterized. The transcript has 5 exons. Gene Ontology annotation, molecular function: ubiquitin binding. NCBI's taxonomy places the organism in Eukaryota, Viridiplantae, Streptophyta, Magnoliopsida, Ericales, Ericaceae. Gene Ontology annotation, cellular component: ESCRT I complex. The coding region runs from base 263 to 928 and encodes 221 amino acids. Gene Ontology annotation, biological process: ubiquitin-dependent protein catabolic process via the multivesicular body sorting pathway. The record is from RefSeq and is a predicted model, not a curated record.